Messenger RNA from Desarmillaria tabescens, 1674 nucleotides. Its product is annotated as BING4CT-domain-containing protein. Gene Ontology annotation, biological process: maturation of SSU-rRNA from tricistronic rRNA transcript (SSU-rRNA, 5.8S rRNA, LSU-rRNA). Gene Ontology annotation, molecular function: protein binding. The transcript has 8 exons. Gene Ontology annotation, cellular component: nucleolus; 90S preribosome; small-subunit processome. Bases 1 to 1674 code for a protein of 557 amino acids. The record is from RefSeq and is a predicted model, not a curated record. Lineage: Eukaryota; Fungi; Basidiomycota; Agaricomycetes; Agaricales; Physalacriaceae.
AUGGACUCACUUAUUGCCAAGGCAGACGCCAUUGGGCCCGCAGGUAAAAAGCGAAAACUACGACACACGUCCUCUAUUAGUGGCCCAAGUACCACAGACAGAACAUUUCAAUCCAUCUCCAAGCGUACCUCGAUACCGAAAUCCCUACAAUCCGGUGCGACACUCGAAGGAGCCCAUUCCUACAAGCAUAUUGCCAACAAAAAGCUUCGUACGGAGCUAUCACGCCAGUCUGCGCGAGCUGUAGAAGCAAAAGCCUUGAUAGAAGAUGCUGAACUCUUGCUGACGGGAGAGGCCGGACGAAUGGAGGUCGAGGGAGAGAUGGAUAGGACAUGGCGGGUCGGGCAGGAUGAAAUUGUCCAAGGAGCGGGGCAGGAGGGUGCGCGAGGAAGGAGAGAGUGGAAGUUGGAAGGUGGGCCGUAUAGGUCGCGAUAUACGCGAAACGGACGGCAUCUGGCUGUUGUUGGAAGCAAGGGCCAUGUUGCGUCGUUUGACUGGCAAGCAGGUACCCUUCAUACUGAGCUGCAGCUACAGGAAACAUGUCGUGAUAUAACAUAUCUCCACGAUCAUUCACAUUUUGCCGUCGCGCAGAAGAAGUACGUCUUCAUCUACGAUCGUGACGGCGUCGAGCUUCACUGUCUGAAGGCACACAUCGAACCUACUCGGAUGGAAUUUCUUCCGUAUCAUUGGCUGCUGGCUACCAUAAAUGGCACAGUGACCCUUUGGACACCCAAUCUUCCGCACCCUGCAGUUCAGCUCCUCGCACAUCUCGGUCCCGUAGCCAGUGUGAGUAUGGAUCCGAGCCAAGGCGGACGGUACAUGGCCACAGCCGGUAAGGACCAGACGGUCAAAGUGUGGGACUGUCGGAACUGGAAGGGCGCGGUGAGGGAGUGGUCUGCGAGAGGUGGGUACGCAGAAGUAGAGUGGAGUGCGAAAGGUGCUCUGGCUGUAGCAUCGGGAGGUACCGUCAACGUAUACACUGCUCCAACGAUACACAACCCAGUGCAUAUGAGUACGCAACCGCCUCUUUACAUGACCCAUCCGGUGCCUCAUCGACCUUUGACGUCACUCCGGUUCGCGCCCUUCCAGGAUAUCCUCACUAUAGGUCACUCUGCUGGCCUCUCUAGUAUCUUGGUACCCGGAUCUGGUGAACCCAACUUUGACAGCACCGAGGCUGAUCCGUUUGAGAACAAGAAGGCUAGGAGAGAGAAGGAGGUGAAGGCCCUUCUUGACAAAAUCCAACCGGACUUGAUCACCCUCGAUCCAGAGUUUGUCGGGAGUCUGGCGCCACCGUCGAAGUUGACGACAGAGACGACGUUUGAUGGAAAGCCUUCUGUUGAGAUUCCGUUUGCUCGUUUGCCUAGGUUGGAGAGGCUCCGGGUGCAGGGCAAGGCUGAUGAAACUGAAGUUCUCAGUGAUGAUAGUGAUGAUGAGGUCAGUGGAGAUCCGGAGGCUAAGAAAGAGGAGAGAGAAAAGAAGAAGAUGAGAGGUAAAAAUAAGAGUUUGAAGAGAUAUCUUCGGAAGCAGCGCAAGAACGUCGUUGAUCCGACAGCUGUCGCGAUUCGGGCGAAGAUGGAAAAACAGAAAGAGGAGCAACGGCGUGCUAAGAUGGCGGCUGCGAACGGUGGGGAAAACCAGAAACCGUCUGCUUUGGACCGGUUCAAACGGAAUACGUGA